UCAGUGUAUUCUUACUUUAUGUGAUCUUAUGCUUUAUUGUUGUUAAACAGCACUUGGUCUAAAGUACUGGACAGAUUUGUAUUGUGGAUCAACAACCAAACCUGAAAGACAUCCAAGAAUUGAUGAAACUGCAAUAUAUACAAGUCUUUCGACAUCCAUGUCAGUGUAUAAACAAGUUUGUUCCUCUAAACAGUCUUUGGUGUUGUCUGCCCAAAUAAUUAGGCAGAAUAAUCCUAAAAUGGAUCCUCUCAGUGAGUAGGAUGAAGAGUAAUAAAAAUAAAAAAAGGUCUGUUGUGGCUUUUUAUUUUCUUAUAAACCCCCACUGUGGUUGUAGAAAGCAAAUUACAAUGGCAUUACAAAGAGACAGUGAGAAAUGAGAAUAAAUGAUUUACUGCUUUAUUGUUCAUGUUAUUGCAAUAGUUUUGUUGUCUUCUCUGUGUGGUUUAAUCAAUAAAGCUAAUUUCUUUGAGCAUUUGGGUUUACAAUGUAUGGACAGAUUCUCUGAUCAGAUUUCAUCUGCCUUUGUCUUAGUGCAAAAUCGGUUCUAAUUCUUAGCCUCCAAUAACAGUUAGAAAAGUCAAUAAUUUAGUCAGAAAUUUUGGCUUGCAGUCCUUUAUUGAAAUGUGCCCUGGAGAAUGUAUGCAGUCUAGAAAUGUACUCUUUCACCCAGUAACGACAGACUCCAGAUACUCGCUACUUUUCUUUUUCCAGGCAAAGCAUUAUUUCAGUGGUCUGCUUCGGUUUGUGCUCUACGUCACUCAGCUUUAGGCAGGUGCCAACAUGGACCAGCUGCAUGACAACAUGUCCUCAUCCUUGAAAAGUGGAAUAUAAAUAUAUAUGUUUCUGUUUUUGCUACGUUUUGGGUUGUCCUUUAUGGUAAGUGCCUAGUGUAAAAUCUGGAUCUUAAAGCAAUAAUCCUGUGUUAAAACACUAGACUGCAGAUUUAUUCAGUGUUUUUUUUUUUUGUAUUAAAUGCUGGGCAGCACAGGCACACACACUGUUGAAUGAGUCAUUCACAGCACAAGCCAUGACAUCAUUCAUCUGUUUACUUGAAAUUUAAUAUGCAACGGGGGGAGAAAAAUCUAGAAGUGAAGAAAAAAACAGAGGUGGAGGGAAAUUAAGUGCUCUUUUGAAUUGCAGUGUUUUAGAACACGACUCAUACUGUUUAAAUUUUUCCCACACAUUCUGAACAUGCAGCAAGCAGCAAUUCAGGCAUCUCAUGAAGUGAUUGAACAAGGCUGAUUCUCUGUAAACACAUGCCAGGACACUACAUGAGUUACUUCAAUGCAGGGCUGCUGCAGCCUUAGCUGUCAGUCGACGCGGCCCUCAAGAUCCAAACAAAUACAGGAUGUACAUUAAUAAAUGAGUGCUAUAAUAGGGUCCCUGGUGCAUCUACCAACCCAGAAAACAUGAAAAAGAACAAACCUGUAAAUUUUUUUGUAUCAAAAUCCCAUGCCUCCUCAAAGAGGGAGGAAGCACUGCUGGAGAAUGUGACUCGUCUGGGAGAGCACUCUGAGACCUUGCAGAGAUCUCUCAGCCAACUGCCCUCCCAAAGCGACCUUCUGGAGAACAUCUGGAAGCUUGAGAGCCUCUUCCAUAAUCAUAGCGAACAGCUGCAGCUGUUAGGGCGACUGGCACAGGGCUUAGAGCGUGACAUUAAAGAUCUACAGGCCUUCUCCGAACACACCACAGACUCUGUGGCUCAACUCUGGGAGCAUCUGGCCAUGAUCAGCCACUCCAGCCAGAGGAACAUCAGCAGUCUGGGAGAAGACUUAGCCUUUGCUGCUGGCUCUAUUCGAACCCAGGACGCAAUUUUAAAGACAAUGGUGGUGAAUGUAGAGACGCUACAGGAGCGUCUGGAGGAGGUGGGAUGGUCAGUACAGACUUUAAACCAUUCGCUUAGUGGAGAUGUGAGCCUGCACCAGGUGAAAAUCUGUGAACUGCAGGAGAAGAUUGGAAAUGUGUCUCAUGAUGCCACAAGCAUGAGGAUCACACAGUUACACCUGGAGGAGCAGCUCAGGAAUGAGAUUGAAGUGCUGAAUGUCAUCACCGCAGAUCUGAGGCUAAAGGAAUGGGAGCACUCCAUGGCACUCAAAAACCUAACUGUAUUACAAGGACCACCAGGACCAAAGGGUGAGAAAGGUGAUGCGGGGCCCCUGGGACCAGCUGGACUUCCUGGUCUGACAGGAAUAAGAGGCUUGCCAGGAGAAAAGGGCAUUCAGGGUCCUCGUGGACUGGCAGGACAAAGUGGUCAGGAUGGACACAAUGGAGAAAAAGGAGAAAUUGGGCCCGAGGGACCCAAAGGUGUGAAAGGAGAAAGAGGACUGAAAGGAGAGAAAGGAGAGCGUGGAGACAAAGGAGGGAAAACAGUGGAAGAAACUCUGGUAAGGCUGGUGAACGGCUCUGGGCCUCACGAGGGUCGAGUGGAGGUGUUCCAUGAGCUUCGAUGGGGGACAGUGUGUGAUGAUGUUUGGGACAUGAAAGAUGGAGACGUUGUGUGCAGGAUGCUGGGCUACCGUGGCGCCAAAGAAAUCCACAAAACGGGCCGGUUUGGACAAGGCACUGGGUUAAUCUGGAUGGAUGAUGUUGCUUGUGUUGGUACUGAAGACUCUAUUCACCAGUGUAAAUUCUCAGGAUGGGGAAAAACCAACUGCGGUCACGUAGAAGAUGCAGGGGUGACCUGUAACAUAUAGACUGUUUCAAGUCUUCAACAUCCUGUAAAAUGGACAGUUAAGCUGUAAGUGUGGAUGAUUUGUAGGCUCUGAGGAAGCUGUGUCUGUGUCCUUCCACACAGCAUAAGACUUAUGAACCAGUCUGUGGCAGAGUAAAAGAUCAGACCCUGGAGGUCAGACACAGGGUCAACAUCCUACCUGCAAAGAACUACUACCCAAAUACUUCAGCCAUAUCCAUCCAAUGGGGGAAGAAUAUCCCACAUGUAGUAGAAAUCUCUCUGUGUGUGCGUGUGUGUGCGCACGCGUGCGUGUGUAUGUGUGUCUGCGCACGCGUGCGUAUGUGUGUGUGUGUGUGUGUGCUAUGCUGCUGCUUUUUUGCAAGAAGUAUUUUUUUUCUUUAAACAAAAACCCAGUUGCAGUUUACGUUGUGUAUAUAUAGAUGCAUUUAACUUUCCAAAGAGAUUUAUGGACACACAUUAGUAUAUUUUUAUAACUUUUAACUCAUAAGGAUUUAAAAUGAUUAUGUAGUUGCAAAUGUGCCUAACUAAAACAUUGACCACAACAGACAUGUCAUGACAUGGUCAGCAAUUGUAUACCUCAGUUAAUGGUGAGUACCAAUUACAGUCAGUAUUAAUUGUUCAGUAGCUUCAUUAUAACAGUAAAAUAUCAGUUUUGGUUCAUCCAAUUUAGUGUUGAAUAGCAUUAUCCAAUGUGAAUAAUGCAAAUGAUACAAUAAAAUAUAUAUUCUAAACAUCAGUUAUCAAAGAGUGAUUAAUUGCAACAUGCAAUAUGUACAAAAUCAAUUUGAAUAUUUUAUCAAACCUAUGGAUGACUAUGGGCUUGAUUUGCCCACUUUGGAUUUUCUAGUGAUCAAAGUCAAAUUAGUGAAUGGAAUGAGAUGUGGACAAGCUAUGUUUUCUCAAAACAUUUUUUUGUCCAACGGUUCAUUUUCAUGUUAAAAGUGCUGUAAGCAAUUUCAGAUGUCGGCCAUGUAUGCUUUCUUUAAUGCGCCGCCCUCCAAAAAUACAGUAUUGUCAGCCUACCUGAUGUCAGAAAUCUGAAAUAUGCAAAAGAAUUCACAGGCAGAGAGUGUCUGAUUAUCAUGCUUUCUGACUAGUGCAGGCCACUCCCCUGAUGUAUUGUGGUUUAGUCUAGUGCUGUACAGAGAGAGGUGUUGGAGUGAUGUUUGUGUCUCCAGCGGUCUCUAUACAGUAGUGUCGGGCAGCAUGCAUGCACAUGUCUCUCAAUGACACACACAAGGGUCAGCUGCGCAUUGUAAAGUUCAAGCAAAGAUGCCAGGACCUGGUUUGGUGGCCAAGCAUCGACUGUGACAUUGAGGGACCGGUCCAGGACCAUGAUCUGUGCAGUCAGUGGGAAGACUGGACUACCAGCCCUAACAAAACACCUUGGGAACACCUUCAGCUACACAUGUGUAGGGAAAUUCAUGGCCAUGGAGUUUCUAAUUAUCAGCACAUUUGGGUGGUCAUCUACGGACCUCCAUUCA
Molecule: messenger RNA, 4176 nt
Organism: Onychostoma macrolepis
Lineage: Eukaryota; Metazoa; Chordata; Actinopteri; Cypriniformes; Cyprinidae
Gene: scara5
Product: scavenger receptor class A, member 5 (putative)
Exons: 9
Coding region: 1410-2693 (427 amino acids)
Biological process (GO): iron ion transmembrane transport
Cellular component (GO): plasma membrane
Molecular function (GO): ferritin receptor activity
Source: RefSeq, a predicted model, not a curated record